AUGGCUAGCUCAAACUCCUCCUCGCUGGUUGAACGCCACGUACCUGCAAAGAACUCUCACACCGGAGGUGAUUUCAGAGGUGAGGUACCUGGUUCUAGAGGCUGCCUAAAUGAGCUGAGCUGGGUGGCCAAAACUAUCCGGCCUGGCCGUUCGUCCACACACAAUGUGCUUGUGUUAGAGAUGGUUAUUCAGUGGGGACCAAUCAAGUCGCACCACGUGUCCCCCGCACAUUGGGUAAAGAUUCCUCUGAAGUCUCCUCAAAGGCUCUUGUGCUCAACCUUGCCUAGGUCGAUCCUCGGGCUGUUCUCAAUCUAUGAUAUGAUCCUCCAUGGACCUAGGACUGAAAUGUCCUUCAAGUACCAGAACCCCUAUGAGUUGCCUUAUAAUUCAAAGGCUCUUGUUCUUAUGGUGUUCAACCACAACCACCCUGCACGAUUCUGUUCCAUCGAGGUCAUGUCCCCUGUGGUGAAAAUUGCAGGAUAUCAGAGAAUCCUUCUGAAUAAUGAACAAACACUAAUGAAAGUCGGAGGCUCGUGGGGCGAAAGUGGUUACAUCCGGUUGGCACGGGAUGUUGAAUACAAGUGGGGCAUGUGUGACAUUGCUAUGGAAGCCAGUUAUUUGGUGGUAAACGAGCUUUCUGCAGUAUCUCACGAUCACGGUCACGAGAUGUGA
Messenger RNA from Striga asiatica, 672 nucleotides. The record is from the annotation of a GenBank genome assembly. Lineage: Eukaryota; Viridiplantae; Streptophyta; Magnoliopsida; Lamiales; Orobanchaceae.